Molecule: messenger RNA, 4985 nt
Organism: Gigantopelta aegis
Lineage: Eukaryota; Metazoa; Mollusca; Gastropoda; Neomphalida; Peltospiridae
Product: nuclear pore complex protein Nup133-like
Exons: 34
Coding region: 10-3480 (1156 amino acids)
Biological process (GO): protein import into nucleus; transcription-dependent tethering of RNA polymerase II gene DNA at nuclear periphery; poly(A)+ mRNA export from nucleus
Cellular component (GO): nuclear pore outer ring
Molecular function (GO): structural constituent of nuclear pore; protein binding
Source: RefSeq, a predicted model, not a curated record
GGUGGAUGUAUGAAAGUUUACCAAAAACAUACUUUUGCCGGCAAUUUUAUAAUCAUGUUUACACCACGAGGGUUGACUACUAAAGCUCGGGGGUCACCGUUUACACCUUCGUCCACUCAAAGUAAACGAAUAUCUAAUCUUUUCACGCCACAAAGUCGUCGACCAUCUCUUUCUCAGUUCACUGGAGGGAGAAGUCAGAUAUCUGCCAACAGGUCACAGAGCUCUCAGCUGCUGGACGACUCAUCACUACACAGAGUUGAUAAUUAUGGAGUCUCUCUGCCAGUCCUCAUUACAGAGGCUCUCACUCUGGCCGACCGGAGCACAGAGAUCACUGUGUGUUUUGACCCGUCUGGCUGGGCAUGGAUGGUAGGUGGCCGCAAGUUGUUCGUGUGGAGGUACAAGCCAACAGUCACCACUCGGGGUGUCCAAUGCAAAGAGCUGAUGCUUCCUUCCAGUGACUUGGCACACAGUGCUGAGAGAGUGUGCAUCAUCCCCAAUAUAGGCGACAGUCAGAUGGCAUCCUGUGUGGCGGUGUCACCGGAAGGUGUUGUCAGAUACUGGCCAAACAUCGCAUACGAGUCGUCCACCGCAGAGAUCAGUGCUGAACUUAAGGGCGAGGAGUGUGCCUGUGUUGUUAACUUUGAGCCUUUCGGUGUUCUUUUGGCAACGACUACCAGCUCCCUCAUUUUGUUACUGACAGCACCAGGACAGAACACAAUUUCAUGCCAGCCUUUGAAGUCAUCUCAAGGAAUGUUUGCUGGUAUAGGGCGGAGAAUGUCUUCUUUUAUAUUUGGUGCAUCACCUCUUCAAACAACUGGAGCAACUUUGCAAGCACUGGUGCCGGGAUUUGUGGAUGAAGACAGCAGACCAUUCUUUGUUUUGUCUGGCACUGUGCUGCAGAAGUGGGAAAUAUCGGAAGAGUGUCCAGAAAAGCUGUUGUAUCAGGUAGACAUUGGACGAUUGUUUAGAGAUGCCCUUGCCAGAAAAGUUUGGAAUCAAGAUUCUGUGCAAAUGGCUCAAUUGCGAACUUGGCUGCUUGAUAUGAAAAUAACAAGAAAUGGAGUCAUGAUACUUGGGUGUGGAGUAAACCUUGAGUCGACAUCUGUUGUGCAUUACGCUGUGGCUUUGUUGUCAACCAGCGAGUCUGAACCAGCCUCAUCUCUGGAUAUGUUCACCGUGCUGGACAACACUGAACACUACCAGGAAGAACACGAAAACUACUUUCUUGGCUACCAUUUAUUGGUUCCAGAUAUCAACUCUCUUGUGGCUUACAUAUACGACAAGCAUAACAUCUUUAUUGUGUCAGUUUCAGAGUCUAACCCAACAGACACUAUUGAACUUCCAUCCGGGGACCAGUUACUUGGUGCAGGCAACAGUGACAAAACCGCUGUGUUCUUCUCCAACUCGCGAGGCUUGUUCUGUGUGUCAUCCUCCGCUAAAACAGAACAAAGCAUACUGGACGAAUCGGACCAAGCAGCCCUGGCCAGGACAGAAGUGUCUUCUUUAGUUACAAGUCAUUCGAAGGUCGCUGAGAUGAGUGUCAGUGAUGACCGAUACACACGUCUGAAAGCUGCUUUUAUCAAUUCUCUCAGUGGACACCUGCAAGAUGCGCAGACUGCCGUUGAAAACCUUUUUCCUUCACUGUGCGAUGAAAGUGAGGCACACACUGACAUGGAUGAGCUGGUAGUGGCAUUAAGUGUUGAUCUUAUUGAUGACUACCCGACAUCCGACCCCAGAUGGGCGGAAAGCCUUCGACAAGAUGCAGCUUUCAGUUCAUCACUGAUUAUCCAGCAACAGUUGAGAGACAAGGAAAAAGCACAUGAUUAUUUGAUUAGCUUUCUCAAGAAACUCGACCUCUGGGACAGGCUCUGUGGUGUGGUCAUGCGAGAGACGGUGAUGUCUACCAGAUUGUUCCUCUGUGAACACGCCGAGAAGCUACAGGCUGCGAUUGCACUGCGAGAGUUACACAGCGAACAUGCUGCAGUGAUUGACAACUGUAUUCAGGCAGUCCUCGAAACUGAACGUGAUGCUCAAAUACCAUCAGGCCUUACUCCACAAGAUGUCUUCUACAGGGAGGUGUCUAGGAUUAGUGAAAUUGUGUCAGCUCUCAUUGACUACGAGGUGGACAGACUUUCCUCAGAUCUUCCUCCUCGACAGCGUGUAAUUCUUGUUUCCAUCACCAACAACAUUCUUGAAGGAGUUCUGAGUAGUGCUCUGCAGUAUCGCCAGUGUAAGGCGGCAGUGUUCCAGUCUGAGGCGGAUGAGCUGUCUGAUUUCGAGUACAUUCCGUGGACCUCGUCUGGUGGAAGCAAAGGCAUCCGCACUCUCAUAUCAAAACAGUUUAACAUUACCCUAGAAAGUGGUGUGCCAGAAGCAAAGAACGUGGAGGGUAGAGGUGUGUUGUUUGAACAAGUGCUUCGAAUGGCCGAUCUCUUGUUAGAUGGCUACAGUUGUCAGCUGGAAUCUCUUCGACAGAAUCCAGAAAAGUCCGAACAGUAUCGACAGUUGAACAAGAAAUACGAACAAGAACGAUCCAAGCUGAUCUCACCUCUGUUGGACUAUGAACAGUAUGAGCGUGCAGCGUCACUGGCAGAGAAGUACUUUGACUUCAAUGCUCUCAUUCAAAUAUGUGAAGUAACCAACAACGAAGAGCGUCUUCAGCGCUACAUUACACAAUUUGCUGAUAGGGGGUUCUCCAAGUUUCUGUUUGACUGGUACAUGAAAGAAGGAAAGCGAGGCCGCCUGCUGUGUCAGCCUGGCAUACAGAGUGAAGAACUACAGACAUUCCUCAACUCCGAUAACAACAAGUACCUCAGCUGGCUUCACGAUAUCAACUCGGACAACUAUCUUGGUGCACAUGAAACAUUAAUGCAGCUACAAGAAGAAGAAACAACAUUUUUAGCAAAAAAAAAGACUCUGCUCAGUUUGUGUAAGCUUGCUGCUCUUGCCGUCGACAACUAUGACAUUGACCUUACCGACAACAUUGAAGUGACAAAUGAUGCCUUGAAUUUGGUUUUGCACCAAGAACAAGUUCCUCCUGAUGUUUUUAGGAAUAUUGGAGUAAACCCGGAAAACAUGAGAGUUUUCUCACCAAAAGAAUUAAUAGAGUUGUACAUUGGAGAUGAGAAUCACAGUGCUAACGAGUACCACUUCAAAAUUGCUCUUGAUUUGCUGCACUAUGUUGACAAGGAUGAUCCAUCUUCAAACUAUGAUCAACUUAAAAUUCACAUCUGGACUCGUGCCAUCUUACGAGACAAUUGGAGUCAAAUGUCAACGAGUGAUCCCAUGGAAUCUAACAGACAAACAGUGUUCUUCAAAAUGGUUGACCUUGCGCACAGUGAAGGUGAAGCCAUAGGAGAAAUUCUUCCAGAUGUUAAUGUUUUGUUGGCCUCAGAAGAGCUGGGACCACUGAGAGACAAUGCCAACUUUCAGUUUCUGCUCAAAGCUGGUUACGAGCACAUUCAGAGAAUACUGUCUUAACACAGUCCGGAAACACUGUCAUGGAAAAGAGAAUCGUGGUCGCUAACUGUACAAAUAUGGAACUGAAUAACUAACACUUUGUGCACUGAAAUAAUGUAGAUUGUCAUUAAUAAUCUGGUGUAAGCAUUCUCGAUAAAUACAAUGAUUGUAUUUUUACAGGUUGCACAGAUUGCGUGAACGAUCAUUUUAGUUGUGUGGGGCUUGAGAGAAACGCUGCUGCUUGUGUAACUCAUUUGUCAUUCAUGCAAAAUUUGCUGUACUGAACAAUAUUUUGUUAAUUUUUAUACCCAUUCCAGUAAACGUUGGUCAACAACCAAAACCAUUUUCUUUCGUUUUUACUAGUAAAAUGAAAUUUUAUAUUAAUAAAUCAUAUAAUGUUUUUUAUUACAUACCUAUUCAGUCUUACUAUAGUGAUAAAGACAUUUUCAAAGCAUGUGAUACAUUUAUUUUGUAUCACACAUAUGUGCGAUCUAGACCAGAACUUGUAAAUGGGGAAUUCUCUUUUUAUUUUUACUGGACUUGGCACCUUUUUAUUACUGAUUUACAAAUUUACAUCACAUUGUAUUUGAAACUACACAAGAUAGCCGCAGAGUAUGAUUCUUAACGUUUUUAACGUUAAGUAAAUCCAUGAAAGGAGGAUUGAUUAAUAGAUUUAAGAAAUUUUAGUUAUGGUAUUCAAUUAAAAACAGUUUUGUAAAAAAUAAAAGAAGGUAUGUAACAAACACAGAAAUUCAUAUACAUUGCUUUCACUUCCUAUUUAUUUGUACUAUUUAUUGCACUCAUUUAUUUUGCACUAGAACAUACCACUCAACCACUUCUCGGUCUCGUGCUAUAUAUUCUUGCGCAUAAAAUAAACUUGUGCAAGAAAUAGGAAGCAAUAACAAUGUGAAGUUCUGCAUAUAUAUAUUAUUUUGAAAAUAUUUUAUGCGAAGAACAGUGGUUAAACAAAGAAAAUUUGCAUAACUGACAAAUUUCCAUCCCUGAUUUAUGAUAACACUUUCAUAGAAAAAUAACGACAAUUGUGUAAAAAUAUGGGAGCAUACAUGUAUGUCAGUGAAUAAAAUUAUAUAUAGCAGCACUUUCAGAGAAAUGAGAUAAUGCAGUUGUUCAUAGAAAUGUGUGACCACAUCUCCAGAAAUGAAUGUUUAAUGACACCCCAGCACAAAAAUACUAAAAUACUCAUCUCUAGGAAUAACAUUUUAUGAAAGCAGAUAAUGCAGAACAUACAUGCUAAAAGUAGUGAAACAGUAUUUCAUGACAAAAUGUUGAUGGAAAACAAAAUCAUGAUGACCAAAUGUCAAAAAAUAACAAGUUUAUUGAGGGAAUUAAUGAAGAAUUGUUGUUUACAGACUAGGAUUAAAAAGUGCAUAAUAGUCACAUUUAUAUAUGUAAAGUCAGGUGGCCAUUUUUAGAUCCUGACACAAUCAUGAUGUUAAUACCUUGAUGUUUUCUCGGAAGGUUUUAACAUCAAAUCCAUAUGUUGUCAAAUAAAAUUUCAUCAUCAA